Chanos chanos (milkfish) is the source of this 1688-nucleotide messenger RNA. It is a transcript of the gene nudcd3, whose product is annotated as NudC domain containing 3. Lineage: Eukaryota; Metazoa; Chordata; Actinopteri; Gonorynchiformes; Chanidae. The transcript has 6 exons. Bases 95 to 1159 code for a protein of 354 amino acids. Gene Ontology annotation, cellular component: cytoplasm. The record is from RefSeq and is a predicted model, not a curated record. Gene Ontology annotation, biological process: protein folding.
UCAAAAUAGUGACAGAGUGACAAUAUCUUUGAAAAAAAUCUAAAAUUCGUUUGUAUUUACAGUAGCUAAGGCCUGAAAGUACUUUACUUUGAGAAUGUCGUCACCUAUCGAAAUGACAGAGUUGUACGACAAUGCUCUGCUAGGCAUCUUGCAACAUGUUGGAAACAUACAGAAUUUUCUACAGGUUUACUUCGGCUUUCUGUACCGAAAGACUGACUUCUACCGCCUUCUCCAAAGUCCAAACGACCGCAUGGGCUUCCCACCAGGAGUGGCAGAAAAAAUGGUUCUCAAGACAUUUAAAUUAUUCGAAAAGAUAGCAGCACAAGACAGAGAAAGGGCUCUUCAGAUUCAAGAGGAGUCAAGAGCAGCUCCUCCCGCAGUGCAGGAGAUAGAAAUUCCGUCAGAAGGUCAAGCUGAAUCCGAGCAGACGAGAGAGGAGCCCGCUCCUGUAUCUGUUCCAGCGACAGAGCAGACCCCAGCGGUCAACCCAGGAUCACAAGCCAGCAAUGCUACUGCCCAGCCCAGAGACAGUGACCAGGCAUCUGCAGUAGCUCCCAGCGCGCAACCCAGUACAGCUGCAGCAGGGAACGACACUUUUCAGGCUGACCCGGACAGCUACAAUGGGGCCGUCAGAGAGAAUUACAGCUGGUCGCAGGAUUACACUGAUGUAGAAGUUCGAGUGCAUGUCCAGCCUAAUAUAGUCAAGGGUAAACAGGUGUCCGUGAGCAUGCAGCCAGGGAGCGUGAGAGUGGCGGUGAGGGAGGGAGCCGCUGAGAAAGUGCUGAUGGAGGGAGAACUCACACACAAAAUUAACACUGAAAAUUCCCUCUGGAGUUUGGAGCCCGGGCAUUGCGUGCUUCUCUCCCUAAAUAAAUGUGGGGAGGUGUGGUGGAGCGCCGUGUUGAAGGGGGAGGUGGAGAUCGACGUGAACCAGAUCAACCGAGAGCGUUCGAUGGCGUCCGUGGACGAAGAAGAGCACGCUGUUCUAGAUCGUCUGACGUUCGAUUAUCACCAGAAACUACAGGGCAAGCCGCAGAGCCAUGAAAUGAAAGUUCACGAGAUGCUGAAGAAAGGCUGGGAUGCAGAGGGUUCCCCUUUCAAAGGACAGAAGUUUGAUCCAUCCAUGUUUGACAUCCCACCCAGCGCUGUGCAGUUUUGAUAGAAAGCAGUGGGAGGUGCUAGAUAAACACCUCUGAAAUCUCCAGGCCACGUCGGACCUUGUGAAACCCGCCAAAAUACUACUGCGUCAAGGAGGUGAUGCGUAGGAAUGGAUGGAUUGGAUUGGAUUGGAGGGGUUAGAAUUGUGACGAUCCGAUUUAUCCAGUGGAAUUGUUAGAAAGCUCUGGAAUGUCUGAAAGUUUUUCUUUUCUGAUGGUAUUUUUGUGACUGUUUGGCAUGCUCUGUAGAACUUAAAAAAAGGAGUGGUUUUUUUUUCUUGGUUUUCACUGUUUUAAGCGUGUCACAGAGGUUCUUACUGUGUACAUGUUUUGUGUGUAUGAAUAUAUAUAACUGAUAACUUUCUCUCUCUCCUAAACCCUUUUGUCUCUCAGCCAAAUACAAAAAGACGGUUGUGUAGGUGCAUUUGAUAUAUGAAAUUUUUGAGAAGCAAAUAUGAAUUUUUUUUAACAUGUAAAUGCAAUUAUUUAAAGAAGACACUAUGGCCGAACCGGUACAGUUUGUGAGGUUUA